Molecule: messenger RNA, 1892 nt
Organism: Lolium rigidum
Lineage: Eukaryota; Viridiplantae; Streptophyta; Magnoliopsida; Poales; Poaceae
Product: NAC domain-containing protein 71-like
Exons: 2
Coding region: 109-1101 (330 amino acids)
Biological process (GO): regulation of DNA-templated transcription
Molecular function (GO): DNA binding
Source: RefSeq, a predicted model, not a curated record
CAGCCAGCCAGCCGCCAUCAGUGAGCUUCCCAAUCCCAGCGACCAAAACGUACCGGCGAUCAACAGCGCGACAGUCGACAGAUCUUCCGAGCUAAUCCCCGUACGCGAAUGGACUUGGGCGGAGGUGCGAUUGAGCUGCCCCCCGGCUUCCGGUUCCACCCCACCGACGACGAGCUUGUCAACUACUACCUGUGCCGCAAGUGCGCCGGCCUGCCCAUCGCCGCGCCGGUCAUCACCGAGGUCGACCUCUACAAGUUCGAGCCCUGGAAGCUGCCGGAGAAGGCGGCCGGCGGGGGCCAGGACUCCAAGGAGUGGUACUUCUUCUCGCCCCGCGACCGCAAGUACCCCAACGGGUCCCGCCCCAACCGCGCCGCCGGGACCGGGUACUGGAAGGCCACCGGCGCCGAUAAGCCUGUCGGAUCCCCGCGCGCCGUGGCGAUUAAGAAGGCGCUUGUGUUCUACGCCGGCAAGCCCCCCAAGGGUGUGAAGACCAACUGGAUCAUGCACGAGUACCGCCUCGCCGAUGUCGACCGAUCCGCCGCCGCCAGGAAGAAGACCAACAACGCUCUCAGGCUGGACGACUGGGUGCUCUGCCGAAUCUACAACAAGAAGGGCGUCAUCGAGCGGUACGACACCGUCAACGACGAGCCCAAGCCGGCCGCCGCGCCGCCGUCCGCCAAGAACCCGCGGGCCGCGCACUACCCCGUGGUGCCGGCCAUGAAGAUCGAGCUCUCCGACUACGGCUUCUACCAGCACCCCUCGCCGCCGGCCACGGAGAUGCUCUGCUUCGACCGGUCCGGGUCGGCGGACCGGGACUCCGACCCCCACUCGCUGCCGCUGCUCCACACCGACUCCAGCUCCUCCGACCGCGCGCAGCACUCGCCAUCGCCCGACUUCCCCAGCGACAUGGACUACGCCGAGAGCCCGCACCCCGCAGCCGCCUGUGGCGCCGGCGGAGGCUGGCCGGGCGACGAUUGGGGCUGCGCGGACGACGGCUUCGUCAUCGACGAGUCCCUCAUCUUCGACCAGCUCUCGCCAGCCGGUUUCGGCUUCGACCGCGACGCGGGAGCGUUCGGGGACAUGCUCGCCUUCCUUCAGUAACCAUUCUGAACCAAGGCAGCACCAUUCUGAACGAAGGCAGCACCAUCCGCAGAAGAGAAACAGCCGCAGCGAUUCCUCCUACUCCUAGCCCACUAACAUGUUCGUCAGGUCUCGUGUAAUUCGGCUCAGCGAAACUGACCGAUUACCAGUCUAGUAGGUGACUAAUUAGCCGUGCAAGCUUCCCCAAAACCCAUGGCGGAUCAGAGAAACUUAGUGAGGAUUUAACCCCGCACACGGAUCUCGCUCGACAGGCUCCGGUGCACAGUUUUCCCCACCGUACAUACCAGGUGUUACUGUUAACCCUGUCAGGUUUUGAACUGGCAUUUGGUAGCUUUGGUACAAGCAUCAUUCAUUUGUACCAGGCCCCCCUGCCCCUGCUCUUCCCCUUGGACAUAGCAAAGCAUGCAUGGUAGGUGAUGUUUCGUCGUCAAUUAGGUGUUAGCUAGCCGUCGUGUAAUGUAGCCGGUCAACUUUUGUUGUGUUACUACUUAGCUGAGAUGCCUAUCUGGCAGAUUCAAAAUUAGAGGUCAAACAAAAAAAUAGAGGGGACAAGUUUUGAUUCGAGGGGCUAUGGAUUGUGUUGUGUAGCUUAGAGUAGAAUUGGUUCGGGUUCCUUUUCUUUUUCUUCAGAGGACUUGGUUCAGUCUUACAGGUUUAGGGUUUUCAGGUGUCAUGUAAUUGCAGAAGAGGGUGUGAUUGUGUUGCUUUCAGAGUGGUCUCUAGCGUGACCUGGAAAGCCAAUUUUGUAAUGCAAUUAUCGUAAUUAUUAUAUUAAAAGGUCGUGUCAAUUA